AAUAAUAAAUAAUAAUGUUGAGAAGGUCUUUAAAUAAUAUAUUUUAUUUAUCUCUACAAAAUCAUGGCAUUACACGUUUUAAUACUAUUAAAUUACAAAUGAGAGGGUCUCCAGUACGUCUGUUUACUGGCAAGUUAUAAAAUUUUUUUUAUUAACUGUAGAGUCUUGUAAUUCCUUCGUAUCAUAACAACCAUUCUUUUAUGGUCUUUUUCAUUCACGUGCCAUAAUUACAGCAACGAGCAAACUUAAAACUACUGAAAUUGUAUCUUCAAAUGAUAUCGAUACUUCAAAUAUAAAUCUCUUGAGAAAAGAUUCAAAUAAAAUUGAAGAUACUAGAGCUGAAGAUACUAGAGAAGAAAGGAUAUUUAUUGGUAAUUUUCGAGAAGAGAUGGACAAAUUUUCAGAAAGAAAACAUUGGAGAGCAAUUCUUAAAUUAUGCGAAGAAGUUAAACAGUCAGAUCGUAAACCUGAUAUAUCCAUAUAUAAUACAAUACUUCGCGCUUAUAUACCUUUGGGUUCUAUUAAACAUUCUUUUAAGAUAUUAGAAGAUAUGAAAUUGGCUAAUGUCAAUCCAAAUUUAACUACUUAUCAUUAUUUAUUGAGGACAUGGUCACAAGCUCCUACUAGUGAACAAGAUCCGUACUUAAGAGAACAAAUUUUCGAAAUGAUUGUUAAUGAUGGUCUUCAACCUGAUUUAAAAAUUUAUGAAUGUUAUAUAGAUUCAUUAUUAGCUGGGGAAGAAUGUGAACGUGCAUUUGAGAUUUUUGAUUCUUUGAAAAGCAAGAAUAUUUAUCCUCAAUUGGAACUUUAUAUUGCAAUGAUAAGGAAAGCAAUUUCAAUAAAUGAACCAAGGAUAGCAUUAAAUUAUUUGAAAAGUCUUGAACAAAAUCUAUUUUAUGCUCCAACUUCAUUGUAUAAUGAUGUCUUAAGAAUAUGUGCUUAUGAAUAUUAUGCUGAUGGCAUUCUGUAUUGUUGGGAUAAACUUAAACAUCGUGGAUUAAAUCUUGACGAAGGAGUAUGUAUCGACAUUUUAUAUUUCGCCGGAAGUCAUGGAAAACCUGAUUUAGUCGUACAAGUCAUUGAAUAUUUAAUGGAUGUUCGAAGAUUAAAACUCGAAAAAUUUCAUUUUAGUCCACUUACACGGGCUUACGUUAACGCUGGUGAUAUUAAAAAUGCCAUGGAAUCGUUAAAUAUAAUGCGGCAAGCAGGAUUUCAAGUUGGCUUUUUUGAUACGUCAAGUACCGGAUUAUAUUCAUUAAUCCGAAAAGAUAAAAGAACUAUUGAUAAUGCAUAUUAUUGUUUGGAAGAGUUACAUAAAGAAGGGAAGAUAGUUGAUGUAUCAGCUCUUAAUGUUGUUAUUGCAGCCUGUUCAAAUAUUGGUUACAAGAGAAAUGUUGAUAUGAUUCGUGCAUUGGAAACUUAUAAAGCGGCCGAGAAAUUGGGUGUUCAACCCAAUGUAGAAACAUUUAGUUCCAUUUUACUAGUAUGUCUUUCUGCAAAACGGAAAGAUUUGGCUGAUCAAUUGUGGAAAGAAAUGCUUGAAUUAAAGAUUGUUCCAUCAUCCUUGGCAUAUAAUCGUAUGAUUGCAAUCAUUUGUACUCAAGAUGAUUACGAAGAAGCAUUUGCUUAUCUUGAAGAAAUGAAAGCACAAAAUUUAUUGCCACCACGAAGUGUUUAUGAGAGGAUCAUAAAUAAAUGUGUGCGUCAUGGCGACUCAAGAGCAAUAUUAGCUUUGGAAGAAGCGGAAAAUUUUGAAUAUAAAUUUCCUCGAUCAUUUUAUCAAGAUUUGGAAGAUCAAGGUUUUGAUCUGGGAUUGGCUAAAGAAAUUAUUAAAAAUCAAAAAAAGAACUUUAAUCAACAAAAAAUAAGUAGUAAUGUAAACAAUUCAGAUGUUAUGAAUGAGUUUGUGGACAUAAUCAAAAGCCAAUGAAAGUGAACAAAAAUAAAUUAGAAUAUCAAAUCAAAAGACUUCAAAUUGA
Molecule: messenger RNA, 1979 nt
Organism: Rhizophagus irregularis DAOM 181602=DAOM 197198
Lineage: Eukaryota; Fungi; Glomeromycota; Glomeromycetes; Glomerales; Glomeraceae
Molecular function (GO): protein binding
Source: RefSeq, a predicted model, not a curated record